Pseudomyrmex gracilis is the source of this 3623-nucleotide messenger RNA. RefSeq names its product spermine synthase (gene Sms). Bases 655 to 1755 code for a protein of 366 amino acids. The transcript has 8 exons. The record is from RefSeq and is a predicted model, not a curated record. Gene Ontology annotation, biological process: spermine biosynthetic process. NCBI's taxonomy places the organism in Eukaryota, Metazoa, Arthropoda, Insecta, Hymenoptera, Formicidae. Gene Ontology annotation, molecular function: spermine synthase activity.
GUGUUAUAAAAUCAUUGAUUUUAUGUGUUUUAUUUCAAGCUGUUUGUCUAAUUUAUACAUAUCUCCAUACAUACGUGGAAUGGAUAAAUUGUGGUGUCAUAAUUGUAACUACAUGUACAUUUACUAUAUACAUAUAUAUAUAUAUACACACAUACAUAUAUAUAUAUAUAUAUAUAUGAUACAUAAAAUGAUUAAAAUCGCAGUGUCAAUCGAAUCGAAGUGAGUUAAUUAUUUCGUUCUGAACCGAUCGGUGCGGAAGAAGAAAACCAAAGUCGAGGAGAGAAAAGCCGUCGUUUUCCCUCCGAAGGACAUUAUUGGCCCGAGCUUUUGUAUAACGCGUAAUGCGACAAACCAAUCAGAGUCCUUUAUUUCCUCAGCCUGAGGAGGGAAACGAAGGACUCCGAUUGGUUUGUUUUCUUGCACGUUAUGCAAGAGUUUGUGCUUCCGCCCUUACCGUCGCCUGUCCAAUCGCAGUUCUAGUGCAGCUUAGUGCAGAGGAAGGGAACGCAAAUCUCCCGAGUCCCGGUAUUUGAUUUUUUUCGUCUAUUCAUUUGGGACUGGGAGCACCAUCAGUGCGCAACGCGAUUUUACGUGUGUGUAUGUUCCGUUGGACGGGCAGCGUGUUAAUAAGCGAUUUAUUGCAUAAUUAUCAUAAUGGUAGCUCAUACGGUACUCUUGGACUUCACCGUGUCCAGCAAUAUGAUUGCUGAUAUGGAACAGCGAUCGGGCCUGAAAUCAGCCAUUGCCAAUGUGUUGUCUGAACAUUUUGUUGGUCUCAAGCCAUUAACGGAAUCUAAUAUCGAUGGCAGUCUGCUUGUUUUAUAUACCGGACCAAGAGGUAGUCUAAUCACUGUUAGAGGGUACACAGAAGGUCUGAUUACUCUAAACAUCGAGUAUUAUAAGCAAGACGACCAAGAGGCCCUUUUAACUUUUGAGCAGUGGCGAUACUUGGAAGCUGAUGUUGCCAUGGCUUUGAACAGCCAGCGCAGCAAGCGUUUACCUCCAGUAAGACGAGGAACCAUAUAUGACCUCUAUCUGACACUAUCAGACGAGCGGCUCCUAGAAUACGACAUAGACAAACUUGUUUUCGAGGCCAGAUCACCGUACCAGAAGGUGCAAAUCGUGCACUCCAAGACGCUAGGCAAUCUACUGGUACUCGAUGAGCUGCAAAACAUGUCCGAGGCGGAUCUCAUAUACACCGAGACACUGAUGCAACGCGGCAGGGAAAACUACGCCGGGAAAGAGAUAGUGAUACUCGGCGGUGGCGAUGGCGGCCUAUUGUGGGAGUUGCUGAAGGAGAAGCCGAAAUUUGUCACCAUGCUGGAAAUCGACGACAUUGUCAUGAAAGCCUGCAGCGAACACAUGCGGAGCAUAUGCGGCGAUUGCCUAGACAAGAAAAAAGGCGAUAAUUACGAAAUUAUUGUCGGCGAUUGCGUGAAAGCACUAGCACAUAUGAUCGAGGAAGGACGGCAGUUCGAUUACGUCUUCGGCGAUCUGACAGAUAUUCCUAUUAGCACAACGCCGCACGGUGACGCAUGGGACUUCAUUAGACUAAUUUUAAACUCUUCAAUGAAGGUAUUAAAGCCUACCGGGAAGUACAUGACGCAUGGAAAUGGCGCAUCCUGUCCAGAAUCUUUGAAGAUGUACGAAGACGUCCUGUCGCAACUGUGCGUACCCGUCAAGUUCACGACGGCUCGAGCCUUCGUCCCAUCCUUCUUCGAAGAAUGGAUCUUCUAUCAAGUCUCAAUGAAAUGAUGGAGUAAGAGCAGUACUCGGAGGACCAUGCCAAAGCGGCCUCCUCACAAUCCGCUACCACUUUUAUGACGGAAACUUCAUCCUCUAGUUCUAGCUUUGUUAAUUAAUAACAUUAGUUCCUGAGCGAGAUUAAUCAAACUUCAAUCAAUCUUUAAUUGCUACAUUUUUUUAAUGGUUUUAAGAUACUUUAUAGUUUAAGCUAUUGAAAGAUUGGAAGUAAAGUGAAAUGCAAACAUUUUAAAAGAUUUUUACAUAAUUUUUAAUAUGCUUUUUCUUUGGUUUUAAAAGUAUGUAAAUUUCUUUUAAUUAUAUUUCUUUUGUUAUUUAGCAAAAGAAAUUUGUAAGGUUUUCUUGAAGUUUUCAAUUAUGCAUUAUUUUUGUUCAUCGCACUUUUAUCCGUUGUUUUAUAGAACGGUUUGACAGUAGUAAUUAACUUUUGCUUUGCAAAUUCGAUCAAUCUCUCUCUUCCAUUAUUAUUCUUCGAUAUUUUAAGUACCGAUAUGAACAUUGUUUACAACUGCUGUUUAUAAGAAUUCAAAGGUGCUCUAUAUAUAUAAUAUUCCCCCCCCUUUUUUUUUUUUGAUAAAAUGUAUCAAAAUUCCAUUAGUGAAAUUUCAUCUUUGUGACGCAAGAUUUUUUAUUUUCUCUUUGAAUUAAUUGCUAAAAAACUAGCAGUUGUUAUUUUAGAGGAAUGUUUUAAACUUCAAACUUUUAGCACGUAAUCGUCUUGUCAAUUUUUACAUUAUGUCUUAAAAGGAUUGACAACAGUAACAAAUACGUUAUUAUUUGUUUUUCUUCUUUUUCUCACUUCGAUAUUUCGUCGCGACCGACUUGCUUUUAUCCGUGUGAUAAAUUUUUGCGUUUCGAUAAAAUACACAUGUAUGUCGAGAUGUGUAUACAUAUUUUAAAUAUGUAUAUAUUUAUCGCAUAUAUAUGUAUCAAGAUAUGUACACACAUAAUAUAUAUAAAUAUAUUUUGUAUUGUGUAAGACUCCGUAUGUAAGAACACGAUAUAAGGUCAGUUGUCAGGAUAAAUUAUUUUUCUAGCAGAUAUUUCUCACUGAUUUAAAAACGAUUCGUAAAACAUAUUGCGUAUUACAAGUUGCUUAACCCUAAACAGUAUAAAUUACUUUGACGCAUACAUAUCGAUGUACAAUCUCAAUUAAACAUUUAGUAUUACUCAAGUAUAAACAUGCGUGGUGAUAUUGAGAAUUUUCGUAUUAAAAUACAUUUUGUCAUAUCACCAAAAACUCUCUUAAAAUUCAAUUUUAUUAAAAAAUAAAAAUUUUUAAAAAGCAAAAUUUAUAUGUAAAUUACAUAAAAAAUAUAGAUGUGACUUAUAGGCGUGUACUAUUUAAUAACUCUCGAUCCGUAGAAAGGUGUACAGGAUGAGCCAGUGCGACAGAAAGAGAAACAGACCAAUGAUGAAAUAAACGGUAAGGAGAGAGAAUGAGAUAAUAUUCUCAUUCUAAUAAAAGCAGAUGCGUUGCAAUUUAGGAACAUAGUGGUCUCACCUUGGGGACCAAAUUCUCAAUGCUACAAUGACGUACCAUUGAUAUAUCUCGGUAUAAUGGUGCAAGAUAAAUGAUUUACGCGAAAUUUUUACUCGUAGUUCGUAUUCGAAAACGUAUUACAUAUGUUGCACGUUGCGUCUCAACUUUGACCGCUUUUGUUCUUAUCAAAACGUUUGGUUUUCUUCGAGUUUUAUACGGUUUGGGGUUAAGAAAAUGCACAAGUCCUAUCUGACUCUACACAAGUGAAUUAAAUGAAUUAUAGAGAAUAAUGCUAGGUAUUCGCAAAAACAAAAAAUUAUUCUAUCCUCUCUUAUGCAAUUUUAUAAACAAACAAUUAUUAAUUUAUUGAAGAUCA